AUGGAUCCUGCUACUGCUGCCCACAUUACCAACCUCCUUGACCGCCUUUCGGUGGGGACUAUCGUUCAAGCUCCUGUUGCUGCGGGCUUCUUCGAGUGCCCCUCUUGCCACACAAUCCACCCUCUCACUGUUGCUCAUACACCCGCUGCUGCUGCUGUCACCGCUGCUGCUGCUGCCGUCCCCGUAGCUGCUGCUGCCGUCCCCGCGGCGGCUGAUGUCGCCCCUGCCGCCCCCGCCGCCGUCCCCAAUGCCCCCGCCGCUGCCGUCCCCGCGGCGGCUGAUGUCGCCCCUGCCGCCCCCGCCGCCGUCCCCAAUGCCCCCGCCGCUGCCGUCCCCGCGGCGGCUGAUGUCGCCCCUGCCGCCCCCGCCGCUGCCGUCCCCGCUGCUGCUGUCCCCAAUGCGGCGGCGGCGGCGGUUCCACAGCCUGCACCUGAACACCCCCCUGCCGGUUCUAAUCCUAACGGCCCAUGGUAUGCUGUUGUAACUGGCCGCCAAGUUGGCCUCUUUCAGGAUUGGCGUAGAGUCGUGGCCCCCCUUGUCCUAGGAGUUCCCCAUUGGGACAGCCAACGUUUUUCUACCUACGCGCAGGCCCGCAGGCACUACAAUGACAUGCUUGCGGCAGGCCUUGUUCACAUUCACCACGAGUAG
Messenger RNA from Pleurotus ostreatus (oyster mushroom), 648 nucleotides. RefSeq lists its product as uncharacterized. The record is from RefSeq and is a predicted model, not a curated record. Bases 1 to 648 code for a protein of 215 amino acids. The transcript has 3 exons. NCBI's taxonomy places the organism in Eukaryota, Fungi, Basidiomycota, Agaricomycetes, Agaricales, Pleurotaceae.